Messenger RNA from Sebastes umbrosus (honeycomb rockfish), 3499 nucleotides. It is a transcript of the gene vps51, whose product is annotated as VPS51 subunit of GARP complex. NCBI's taxonomy places the organism in Eukaryota, Metazoa, Chordata, Actinopteri, Perciformes, Sebastidae. Gene Ontology annotation, biological process: Golgi organization; endocytic recycling; lysosomal transport. The coding region runs from base 232 to 2727 and encodes 831 amino acids. The transcript is spliced from 12 exons. The record is from RefSeq and is a predicted model, not a curated record. Gene Ontology annotation, cellular component: GARP complex; membrane; EARP complex.
CACUUACUCUUUGACGACGUCAACACAACGUAACACCGGAUAGGCUACGAACCCGGAAACAGUGACGUUUUCAACGCUAGCUGCUUGUGUACUUGUGUAUCAGGAAGAAUGACAUUUUCCAAUUCAUUAUUUUGAACAAAAAAAACCUUAUUAAGAGCAGACAGCUAAGCUACACGAAUAUCAGUCACUUUGGAGCAAGAAGUUAACGUUUUUAGCUGGCCGGUGGACAGUAUGGACGGAGAGGCGGACGGCUUGGUGGACGAAGCCGGCAGGAAGCGCAGGGUGCACGGCAUGCUGAAGCUCUACUACGGGAUGAAUGAGGAAGGAAAGGUCCCGGAGCUGCCGGAGUCCCUGGAUCCCUGCGACAUUAACGGGCCGCAUUUUGACCCCGAGGUUUUCCUCAACAAGCUCAGAAGGGAGUGCUCUCUUGCGGAGUUGAUGGACCAGGAGACCUGCAUGGUCAAGCAGAUCCGCUCUUUGGACAGCGACAUGCAGACGCUGGUGUAUGAAAACUACAACAAGUUCAUAUCUGCUACAGACACCAUAAGAAAGAUGAAGAACGAUUUCAAAAAGAUGGAGGAUGAAAUGGAUUGCCUGUCUGCCAACAUGGCUGCGAUCACUGAGUUCAGUGCUCGUAUCAGUGGCACUCUUCAAGACCAGCACGCACAGAUUACAAAACUCUCAGGGGUUCACACUCUGUUGAGGAAGCUGCAGUUUCUGUUUGAACUGCCCGCCAGAUUAAAUAAGUGUCUGGAACUGCAGGCCUAUGCUCAGGCGGUGAGAUCCCACCGCCGCGCCCGCUGUGUGCUGCAGCAGUACAGUCACUUGCCAUCCUUCAAGGGGAUCCAGGACGACUGUCACGCCAUCAUGGACAACCUGGCGCAGGAGCUUCGACAGAAGUUCAGGGAUGGUGGGUCAAGCGCUAAAGAUUUAUCAGAGUGUGUGGAGCUGCUGCUACAGUUGGAUGAGCCAGCGGAGGAGCUGUGUGAUAAAUUCCUGAGCCAUGCGCGCUCUCGGCUCGAGUCGGACCUCCAGGGUCUGGAAGCAGAGAUAAGACCGUACCCGUCUGCCUCAAUCGUGAAAGAUGCUCCUGCACGCAAGUUGUCGUCUGCUGCUGCGGCCCCUGGAUCUCCGACUGUUAGCUCCCCCAAAACGAGCGCUCUCCCUUCUCCUACCUCAAACACUGACAUCCUGGAAUUCAUCGACAGAGGCUGCAAUGAAUUUGUCAGCAGCUUAUGUUUAGUAAUAGCAUCCUAUCAAGAACUAUUUAUCAACCAUGCUCAGACAGGUGAGCUCGCAUCCAAAAAUAUCCCUCAGAUGGCAAAUGGUAAGCUGCACGCCUUUGUGGAUGAUCUGGCCGCUCGGUAUUUCUCGCUGGUGGAGCGGAGGAUACAAGAGGAGAAAGGGGUCGGAGAUAACUCCCUCCUGGUCCGCGCGCUCGACCGCUUCCACCGCAGACUUCAGGCUGUGGCCAAACUGCUGCCGGGCUCCGCCGUGCCAAACCAGGGGACAGCGAUUGUGGUACGGGCAGCGACGGAGCGAGUCAAGCAGUACCUCUCCGCCCUGCAGAGCUUCUACAUGGACAGCCUGACAGACGUGAGGCAGGCCCUAGCGACACCUCGGCUCUCUGUGGCCAGUGCUUCAGUGGCUGGAGGCGGAGGUCUUCUAGGGGGACCGGUAUCCGGCAGGGAUCCGACCAGCCUGCCAGAGCUGCUCUCCUCCCUGUCCGCCUCGAUUCUCAAUCAAAUCAAGUCAGUGUUGGCAUCAGUGCAUCUCUUCACAGCUAAAGACAUCACAUUCUCCAACAAGCCGUACUUCAAGGGUGAGUUCUGCAGCCAGGGUGUACGUGAGAGCCUGGUGGUGAGCUUUAUAAAGUUUGUGUGCCAGUCUUCUCGCCAGUUUUGCGAGAGCGCAGGAGACAAGGGGGGUUCGACUCCUCCGGCUCUUCUGCUGCUGCUGUCUCGCCUCUGCUUGGACUACGAGACCUCUACUAUCUCCUACAUACUCACUCUCACAGAUGAACAGUUCCUUGUGCAGCAUCACAGUCCCGUAACACCCGUCACAACUUUAUGUGCAGAAGCCAGGGAGGCAGCACAGAAACUGCUGAACCAUUAUGUAAAGGUUCAGGGCCUGAUUAUCUCUCAAAUGUUAAGAAAAAGCGUCGAAACACGAGACUGGGUCAACACCAUCGAGCCACGUAAUGUCCGCGCUGUGAUGAAGAGAGUAGUAGAGGACACCACCUCCAUUGAUGUGCAGGUUGGUCUGUUAUACGAAGAAGGUGUGAGGAAAGCACACAGCAGUGACUCCAGCAAAAGGACUUUCUCUGUGUACAGCAACUCGAGGCAGCAGACCCGCUAUGCUGCCAGCUAUACUCCGAGUGCUCCCAUGGAUACUAAUCUACUGAGCAACAUACACAAGCUGUUUUCAGAGAGGAUCGACAUCUUCAGCUCAGUAGAGUUCAACAAGGUCUCCGUGAUGACGGGAAUUAUCAAAAUCAGUUUAAAGACAUUCCUGGAGUGCGUCCGCCUGCGCACCUUUGGCCGUUACGGGCUGCAGCAGAUCCAGGUGGACUGCCACUACCUGCAGAUGUACCUGUGGCGGUUCGUCUCCGACGAGAACCUUGUGCACUUCCUGCUGGAUGAGAUAGUGGGGAGCUCCGCCCACCGGUGCCUGGAUCCCGCCCCGAUGGAGCAGAGCGUGAUCGAAGUGAUCUGUGAACGGGGUUAAAGCUCAAAGUGCGGCAUGGCCAGCUAAGUCUUCUCCAAACACCAGGUCACAAAUACAGACAGAAUAACAAUACACACUGGAAUUUAUACUCUCUCUGUUACAUAAUAACUGUUAAAUGUUAAAUUUAUUAAUCCAGAUUCAAACUAUACUGUAAAAUGGGGUAGGGGUAGCACUUUCACUGCUGUAAGAAUAGCUGUAAAUCUUCCAACACUAAUCAAACAACAUUUGGCGAUUAUGUUGUCAAGAAGAUUAAAUCAGACAGAUCAAUAUUUCAUUCCAGGCACUUGCCUUAUAAAGUGCACAUGAGCCUUGACUACUUGGGUUUAAUAUUACAACAGUGAUUACAAACCAUAGAAUAUGAGAAGAGAAACCCCUCUCAUCUCCUAUAUUGGCAAAGAUAAAAAUAAAUGAAUUACCCAUGAUGUAAGCGAAACUUUUUAUCACAUGUUCCCCUUGAAGGAAACGUGUUUAAAACACGUUUUGAAUACAGAAUAUGAAUGAUUAAAGACAAAAGCUGUGUCCUGUGGAAAUCUCCUGUAUUAAUAAAUUAUUUUAGGGGUAAUUUUGCUGAAUAAUUUGCAAUCUGAAUGUCAUCUGAUUAUGUAAUCUACAGUAUGUCUUAACACUAAAGUAACCACAUCAGAUUUACUGUAACUCUUGACUUCAGGUUAGUCGAUUAUCUUGUUUUCUGUGCAUGCCUUCCACAGAUAAACAGGAUUGGUUUAAAUGUGUACGUCUACAAUAAAAGUGUAUGAAUGUGUGAGAUUCAAAA